UAUCUCGGUAUUGGGCUAAGAUUGGCAUUCCAAUACUUUGGAGAAACCCGUUUAAAUUUUGUACUAAAUCUGGAAUCAAAUCAUUGAAAGAAUUUAUUUAUACUAGUUUUUAUUUACAAAAUAAUUCAGAAAUGCAAAAUCUAUUUCUUUUUCCGUAUCUUUCAUAUAUAAAAGAAGUGAAUAUUUUUCAAAUCAAAAAUAUCUUUAAAGAUAAUCAUACACAAUCAUAUAUAUUUAAAUUAUUAUUCAUAUCUUCGAAUAUAAUUAAUCAUGUUAUCAUUGAUAAAGAGUUUAAAAAUUUUAAAGUUUUGAAUGAAUACAUGAAAGAUCAUAAGAUUCAUUUAGAAGUAAGAUUUGAUUCAGAAGAAAAGAUAGAUGAUUUAAAAAUACUUGAAAUAUCAGAUGAUAAAUAUAAGUUAGAUAUAUUAUUCUUUGAUAGAUUAUUAAUCACAGAUACAACAAAAGUUACAAUGAGAAUAUUGUAA
Scutellospora calospora is the source of this 485-nucleotide messenger RNA. NCBI's taxonomy places the organism in Eukaryota, Fungi, Glomeromycota, Glomeromycetes, Diversisporales, Gigasporaceae. The record is from the annotation of a GenBank genome assembly.